Myodes glareolus (Bank vole) is the source of this 2219-nucleotide messenger RNA. The record is from RefSeq and is a predicted model, not a curated record. Lineage: Eukaryota; Metazoa; Chordata; Mammalia; Rodentia; Cricetidae.
CUACUUCUUCACUAUAAUUUUGCUACUGCUAUGAAUCAUGAUGUAAACAUCUGAUAGGGAGAAUAUUUGCUAUUCGAUUCCUGUGAAAAGAGAGCUCGACCCCAAGGAGUCUUGGCCGCAGAUUGAGAAGCACUCUGCUAGAGGCCCUUGUUCAGCUGGACUUUGCUGAAUUGCAAAUUAGCAAAAGAUUAGCAGACUUUUUCUAAAGAAUGCCAAAGUACUACUUAAUACCCUUUAAAAACAUUUGAAUCUGUGAUCCUUUUUGACUAAUUAUGUACUGGGAAGCAGCAGUUAUUGCUAGUUCGCUGACUCUCAGCCUAGAUCUUUCCUCAGACUGAAAAACAAACAAGCAAACAAACUUAAAUCUGACCUUGCUUUAUUUCCACACACACCCCUGCCGUGGGGGUGUCUCCCUAUGUAGUUCAGGAUGGCCUGGAAUUCACCUGUGCACACCAGGAUGGCCUCAAAGCUGAGACAAUUCUCCUGCCUCAGUCUCCAGAAUGUUAGGGUUAGAAGUGUGAGUGAGCCACCUACUCCAGGCCAACAAGCAUUUGUGAUGAGCUGACCCCAUGCCAGGUGCCAUUCUCAGUACUAAGAUUGCAACCUUGAUCAAGCCUGCUCUGGAACUGAGAGAAAGUGGGGAAAGCCCCACGGGUCCCAUUCUCUAUACUACUUCUUCAUGGGUGCCUCUGAGCCAGACCUUGGGCUGCCCUUGUUUGAGGCUCUGGGCUAUGUGGAUGAUCAACUCUUCGUGUCCUACAAUCACGAGAGUCGCCGUGCGGAGCCCCGGGCCCCGUGGGUCUUGGAUCAAACCUCAAGCCAGCUGUGGCUGCAGCUGAGUCAGAGCCUGAAAGGCUGGGAAUAUAUGUUCAUUGUGGACUUCUGGACUAUCAUAGACAACUAUAACCACAGUAAAGUCACUAAGGUGGGAGUGGUGUCCGAGUCCCACAUCCUGCAGGUGAUCCUGGGCUGUGAGGUGCAUGAAGACAACACUGCCAGCAGCUUCUGGAAGUAUGGGUACGAUGGGCAAGACCACCUCGAAUUCUGCCCCAAGACGCUGGAGUGGAGAGCGGCAGAGCCAGGGGCCUGGGCCACCAAGGUGGAGUGGACAGAGCACAAUCUCGGGGCCAGGAAGAACAAGGACUACCUGGAGAGGGACUGUCCUGAGCUCCUGAAACAGUUCCUGGAGUUGGGGACAGGGUUUCUGGGGCAGCAAGUGCCUCCUUUGGUGAAGGUGACUCGUCACUGGACCUCUGCCGGGGCCUUUCUAAGGUGCCGGGCUCUGAACUUCUCCCCCCAGAAUAUCACUAUGAGGUGGCUGAAGGACGGCCAGCCUCUGGAUGCCAUGGCCAUCAACCCCGAGGAUGUGCUGCCUAAUGGGGAUGGCACCUAUCAAAGCCAGGUGACCGUGGCUGUGGCCCCUGGGGACGAGACAAGGUUCACCUGUCAAGUGGACCAUCCAGGCUUCGACCGGCCCCUCACUGUCGCCUGGGAGCCCUUGCCGUCUCCGGCCAUGGUUAUUGGAGUCAUCAGUGGAGUCGCCAUUUUUGUCCUCUUCCUGGUUGGGGCUUUGUUUCUGAUCUUAAGGAAAAGGAAGGCUUCGGCUGAAGAAACCAUGGGUGACUAUGUCUUAGCGGAGUGUGAAUGACCUGCAGCCUGCAGUCCCAUGAAGCGAGGAGACUCAGCCGAAAACCUGGAGGAAGCACACUUGCUCCGUUCUAGAACACAGUUGGACCUAAUACACAGAAACGGCCUGAGGUACUCUGCUCGUAGCUUUCCCUGUUCACUUUCUGAAGAUGAUUCCCCCAGUCAAGUCUUUGAGUUCCCGAACAACGCUCCAGAUGCACCCUCUGUCUCCAGAAGUGGUCUCAUGAAUCUCCAGCAGCUUUCUCCAUCCAUCUGGAUUCCAUGUGUGUACUUCUUAAAAGGGCUCUCUAAAUCUGAGGAUACACAGUUCCUUUUCACGUCUGAAGAAGCUCUGAAUCUUCAUCCUGGAAUGCACACUCAUACUUGUGCCAGAAUUUUGCGCGUGUGUCCUGGAAUCAAGAUCAACUGUCUGUUGAGCGUGUCCACCUGUUACCUAGUGAUUCCUCUGUCACCAAGCCCUGACUUCUCUGACGCCAGAGUCUUCUGUGGGUCCUCAAUACAGCUGUGAAGGCUACACACUGUACAACCCAAGGAGGCUCCCUCUGAGAAAAUACAGAUGUCUGUGUGCAUAA